Molecule: messenger RNA, 270 nt
Organism: Ectocarpus siliculosus
Lineage: Eukaryota; Phaeophyceae; Ectocarpales; Ectocarpaceae
Source: the annotation of a GenBank genome assembly
AUGGUGGCCCGCAUGGGCGGAGACAGGACGGGUCGUACAAGACACCCAGCCGUGCCCGAAGGAGCUACGAAACCUCGGUGGGCGGCGCCGCAGCGGGGGAGAACAAGGAGAACAGCCAGGUCGGGACCGGGUUGGUGGGCGGAAGGAAGAAGAGGGAGGGUGUGGGCGUUUCAGAUGCAAAGAAGCAGCUUUCGGGUCAGAAGCGAGCGGGAGGAGAUACCGGCGUCGAGAAGAAGAAGUUGUCCUCCGGAAGCUACUUCCAGGCUCUGA